UGUAAAGUAGAUGUUUUUAAUUAUAGAUCAAGCUCUAUAGUCACAUACAGUUUAAUAUUAUCCUUCUCGUGUAUAAGUCGCGCUAAAUCUCUUCGCACAAACAUUGAAAACAUGGCAUGUGAAAAUUUACUCGGAGUGGUGAUUGUUUUAAUUAAAAUUUUUGGCUCCUUCAGUCAAAGGCUUUCCUACGGAGAACCUUGUAAUUUUACAGAAGAAUGCUCGGAUCAUCGAUACGAAUGUCUUCCUGCUGAAGAAGAGAUUUUGCGAUGUCUUUGUGAUAGAUUUCAUUCUUGGAUGGGCGAAAAUGUGGGUUGUGUUCAAAUGUUCAACGCUUCGGAAAUAAUGAAUAUGACUGUGACUGUCACAGACAACAUAAACCAACUAGAGGAACAAGUGGAGGAAGUGAUUAAAGUUCAAAUCGCUGCAGGAUUAUUUGUCUUUGGGAUGGUCAUAUUUGCGUCAAUUGCUGUAACAGUGUUUUGUAUUUACGUCCACGUGAAGGACCGCAAAGUGGGUAAAACAGUUUCGUGCAAGAAGAAACGAGAAGGCAAGAGCACGCUUCGGGUGAAACCUAUGCCAUCAACUUCUCUUGUAUAAUUUUUUAUUUAAAUUUGAAUAAAAGACAAAGUAUUUUAAA
This is a messenger RNA of Tribolium castaneum (red flour beetle), 637 nucleotides long. RefSeq lists its product as uncharacterized. Lineage: Eukaryota; Metazoa; Arthropoda; Insecta; Coleoptera; Tenebrionidae. The record is from RefSeq and is a predicted model, not a curated record. The coding region runs from base 112 to 597 and encodes 161 amino acids. The transcript has 5 exons.